AUGGCCUACCUUGCCCAAAAAUUUCUUCCGUGGGGUAUACCUGAAGAUGCAACGAAACGAGACUAUCUCAGCACUCUCCCUUCUGAAUUUCUGGCCAAAAUCAUCCAAUUAUUACCCGUCCAUACUCUUGGACGGGUGGCUCAGCUUUCUCGAUUCUUCUACGGACUUGCUACUCCAGCUCUCUACAAGGAAGACGCCCGCAGCAAGUGGCCGAUGUCCAUACUUUCGGCAGCAUUAUAUGUCACUACUACAGAAGCUACUGAGAAAUUUGUCAUAAAAAUGUUGGAUCUCGCCGUGACAUAUGGCGGUGAUGUGAAUCGGGUUUAUCGGCGGCGCGAUUCUGGGAGCUUCACGCCUCUCCAUUUGGCUGCUGCCAAGGGGAAUAGAGUGGCAGUUGAAAAGCUCUUACAACUAGGGGCUAAUCCUAAUGCCUUAGGGAAGCAUCUGCUCUACAAUCCACUGUUUUCACAGGGCCCAUCUGCAGUUGCUCCAGGCACCAUUAAUCUUUUACACGUUCUUUCAGCCCGUCAAAGAGAAGAGUUUACCAAUGAUGCCAAACUAAGGUUAUACUUCAGAGAUUACCCUGAGCUUAUCAACGUUCCUAUGAUGGCAGGAUUGACGCCUUUAUUUUUCUCGCUCGAGUGUGGCAACGAAAUCGCUUUCAAAGAGAUCAUGGCCAACGGCGGCAACAUUGAGAAUGUGAACCAGACGGGAAGAACUCCGUUGAUGCAGGCCAUCAUACACUACUGCAGCAGUGAGGACGAAGAGUUGCAAGAGAGGUAUAAGGAAAUUAUUGAGCAUAUGAUUGAGACUUGCAACGCCAAAGUUGGCAAUCUUAACGACGCUAACGUGCUGGAGACACCGUUGAUCUGUGCCAUUAAGGCAAUUCCAACGCCUCUCCCCGUGGAUUGGAAAUAUAUAAUCCGCAACGUUGAUGAGAUGGUCAAACUACUUAUUGACCAUGGGGCAGACAUUAAUGAGCUAUCAAACACGGGAUUCACCUUGCUCCAUGUCCUU
This is a messenger RNA of Trichoderma harzianum CBS 226.95, 1017 nucleotides long. RefSeq lists its product as hypothetical. Gene Ontology annotation, molecular function: protein binding; transcription cis-regulatory region binding. The transcript is spliced from 2 exons. Gene Ontology annotation, biological process: positive regulation of transcription by RNA polymerase II. The annotation marks the transcript as partial. The record is from RefSeq and is a predicted model, not a curated record. NCBI's taxonomy places the organism in Eukaryota, Fungi, Ascomycota, Sordariomycetes, Hypocreales, Hypocreaceae. Gene Ontology annotation, cellular component: nucleus.